UUGGCAGCAUUGACUGUUUCCUCCAAGCCACUCCACCGGACGCCAUUACCACGCCACCGGAUCACAAAUCUGUCACAGUGUAGUUUUGUGUGGUUCUUCGAUAAUUCAUUUUAAUUCUCUAUUAUUCGUGUUUAUAGAAAACAAUAAAUAUAAAAACUCAAGAUGUCGGAUGAAAAAAAGGGUGAAAGCGAACAUAUCAACUUAAAAGUACUAGGACAGGAUAAUGCCAUUGUCCAAUUCAAAAUAAAGAAACACACACCUCUCAGAAAAUUGAUGAAUGCCUACUGUGAUAGAGCGGGUCUAUCAAUGCAAGUAGUCAGAUUCAGAUUUGACGGACAACCAAUCAAUGAAAAUGACACACCUACAUCACUGGAGAUGGAAGAAGGUGACACAAUAGAGGUGUACCAGCAGCAGACGGGAGGGGCUUUAGUGUAAAUUAUAACUUAAGGAACUGUCCAUAUGUGCGAAGAUCGCCACAGUGUGCCCAUCUCAAAACUUAACAUUAAGUUAAUUUUAAUACCAACAUUUGUAUGAUUAUUAAAAAAAUUGUCAAAUUUCCAAGACAUAAUUUCCUUGCAGAUUUUCCUUUACAUUAUGUCUCGGAAAUUUCAUAGUAAUUAAGACGGAUUUUUGAGGUAAACCAAAUGUUCUAGGUAACUUCAACAAUUAUUCCAUUGUGAUAAUUUUUAGUUGACAUGUCUAGAAUCAGCCAGUAUUUUAAAUGCUGAAGCACUAAGGCAUUUUCAUGUUUCUAUGUGGUUAACUGUAAUUUAUUGGACUUGUGUCCAUUCCAAAUGUCAGAUCUAUAACUGCUGAUGUACCUAUCUGGAAUAAAGUAAAUGUAAUAAUUU
Vanessa tameamea is the source of this 851-nucleotide messenger RNA. It is a transcript of the gene Sumo, whose product is annotated as Small ubiquitin like modifier. Bases 163 to 435 code for a protein of 90 amino acids. Lineage: Eukaryota; Metazoa; Arthropoda; Insecta; Lepidoptera; Nymphalidae. Gene Ontology annotation, biological process: protein sumoylation. Gene Ontology annotation, molecular function: protein tag activity; ubiquitin-like protein ligase binding. The record is from RefSeq and is a predicted model, not a curated record. The transcript has 3 exons. Gene Ontology annotation, cellular component: nucleus.